AUGAAGAUAGCCGGGAUGCAUCACAGGGCAGAUUUCGAGGAUCUCGCUAACUCUGAAAGCAGUGACGGCAUUAGGGGGCGAAUCAAAAGGAUUUUUCUGUUUCAGGAUCUCAAAUCAGAACUUUCUGGUGAUUUCGAGGACCUCAUCUUGGCUUUGAUGGAGCCUACUGCUGUUUACGACGCGAAACAGUUACACAAGGCUGUACAAGGUCUCGGUACGAAAGAGUCAGUUCUUAUCGAGAUAAUGACAUCAAGGACGAAUCAGCAAAUCGCACAAAUUCGCUCAGUAUACAAGCAACUUUAUCAUAGAGAACUUGAAGCUGAUCUGAUAGGUGACACCAGCGGAUACUUCCAGCGACUCCUUGUCUCACUCUGUUCUGGUGGCAGAGACGAAUCGAAUUACACUGACCAACUUAGAGCUAAUCAAGAUGCUCGAAAAUUGUACAACGCCGGCGAGCGCCGUCUUGGAACUGAUGAAAGUUGCUUUAACCAGAUUCUCGCCAGCCAAAACUUCAGCCAACUU
Molecule: messenger RNA, 522 nt
Organism: Strongylus vulgaris
Lineage: Eukaryota; Metazoa; Nematoda; Chromadorea; Rhabditida; Strongylidae
Source: the annotation of a GenBank genome assembly